Mya arenaria is the source of this 2109-nucleotide messenger RNA. RefSeq names its product oncoprotein-induced transcript 3 protein-like. NCBI's taxonomy places the organism in Eukaryota, Metazoa, Mollusca, Bivalvia, Myida, Myidae. The record is from RefSeq and is a predicted model, not a curated record. The coding region runs from base 861 to 1805 and encodes 314 amino acids. The transcript is spliced from 5 exons.
CGUGAUAAAGUGGUGGACAAACACUGGUCACGUUUGUUCACUUAGAUAUGGAGUAAACUACAGGGCUGCUAUAUUGGCGUGUGUGGAUAAAAACUGUGGAUAUGAACAGAAUGAAGUAUUCUGGCAAACAUGUGGAACUGAUAAGGACCUGUUCAAAUAAAACUCAGAUAUUUUAACAUUUUAAAGUUUUAUAUAGGUAACAAAUUCAAGCUUGGAACAGUGUUUUUAGAAAAAAAGUGCCAUGAAAUGCUGCUUUUUGUCGGCAUUAGUUGAGUUUUGGAUAUUGCAGAAGCUGUGAAAGGUGAGGUAAGUAUCGUAAUAUGAGGACAAGCAAUGAUGCGGAUACUCAGGUGAGGACGUUUUUAGUCAUUACUAUAGUGACUGAUCAAAAGCAUUUUUUAUCCAUAAUAAUAAUAGUAAUAAUAAUAAUAAUAAUAAUAAUAAUAAUGAAUGUAAUUCGCUGCUGUUGUUUUCCAUUUCAUUUAAUAUUUUAAUUGGUGUGUUACUUUUAUUAAUUGCACAUUUUUCCUUUACAGUCGGCAAUUUUGAUGGACAGUCGUAGGAACAGACGCGUAAAACAGGACUUGGUCGCGUCCGUGCUAGGUUCAGCGCGCCGUUAACGUCCGUUUUUAAAAAUGCGAAAGAGUUACAAGUGAUUUCUUUUUUUUGCUCAGGAAGCAGAAUUCACAUCAGCCAUAAAAAAACUUAUUUAAGAUAUCCAAUUGCUCUCAUUUCCAGCGCCGUCGACGGUGGUGCCACCUCACCAACGCACCGAUAUUGAAUGUCUCCCCGACGCAAUAUCCAUCUUCCUCCCCGAAACACUUCUUCCGGAGCGGCGGAACAUCACGUGGCGGGAGGAGAUGUGUAAAGCGGAGUUCAACGGAACCCAUUUCGUGAGCGUCAUCGCCCUAUCCGAGUGUGGUACCACCGUCAGCAUCCAAAAUGAUACCGUCACUUUCUACAACGAGCUUAUAGUUCGAAAAGUUGCAGACGACAUCCAAGACGUCAACUCUGACAGUGACGUCACAUAUGGAUCGGAUUAUGAGACUGUGAUCCCCGUUCAGUGUAUUUACCCCAGGCACAGUAACGUCUCAUCGAGCUACAUCCCCGUGAAGCAAAACGUACGCUUUUUUGAGAAGCAUUACGGAAACCUUGACGUAUACAUGCAACAGUUUGAUUCUCAGGAUUUCAAAUUCACAAUUCCGGUUGACGGGUCCCCGAGAAAAGUGCCGCUUAAUGACGAUUUGUACAUCAGGGUGGGGCUGAACUUUGACCCCGAUGACGUUAGAGUGAAGGCAGACCAAUGUAUUGCCACGUCCACGCCCAACCCUGCCGACUCCCACUGGCGACAGCUGAUCAAUGACGGAUGCCCAGUCAACAACGUGCGCCUUUUAACAGCGAGCGACUCAAGUGACGUGAAGUUCACGUUAAAGGCGUUUGACUUCCGGCACAACGCUUCCGGUUUCGUCUAUCUCCAUUGUCAGGUUUCAAUUUGUGGGGCGGUGGACGAUGGAUGCCGUAUGGGCUGUGGUGCACGUGUUAAACGAUCUGCUUCCGGAAGUGAUGGAACGCUGUUGGUAUCCACCGGUCCGUUCUAUGUGGAACGGCGCAAUCAGAACAAUGCUGUCGAAGAAUUUGCCAUUCCGGUUUCAUUUGUGUUUGACAUGUACGUAUUGAAGUAUUCCCACAGGUGCUUGAGUAUACCUAGAACCGCUGACAGCACAAACGAUAGUUGCAGCAGUUUGUUUUCUGGUUGCCAUAGUAGCAGUGAUCAUGGCCGUGAUUGGCUGGAAGAGACCACGUGACCCAAAAUCAACCAACUUCUGACUUACACCUGUCAAAUUGUAACCAUCAUUUUCUUCAGUUUGAAGCUACUCUAUCUUUAGUAUUUUAACAUAUCAAAUACAUGAGAAUGUGCUAUCUUAAAUCUACCAAGUUAUUUCUUGAUCCAUAUAUUCUUAUUUAUGAACAACGCAAUUUAAUGUAGUGUUAUGACCGACUGGGCAAACCAUACAUUAUCGCUUUAAUAAAUUCAGACGUUUUAGUUAAUUUCGUUCAACAUUCUGUGCUAGCAAUUCAUACUCAUUUGUAAUAAAAUCUUUACUUUAA